AUGAGCCAAGAAACCUUGGGAUUAGUGUUAAAUGAUGGCCAUGGACUGUUGCUUCGAGCAGAAGGUGACCUGGAAUAUACGUCACGUGAUCAGAAAAGUGGUUUCUUUACAUGCAUUGCAGAAAAAGCCAUUGAUUUGGGUCAAUUUGUGGAAGAGGAAGAAGAAGAAGCUGUGAAGAAUGAUGGCAAGGAGGAGCAGUUCCUACCGACUAUACGUCUUGAUACUAACAGACGUUCACUAUUGAUUACCAAGUUUGAAACGAGUAAAUGUGAGCGUACGCUUGUUGUAUCGAAACCCAGAGAGAUCAUUGAGUAA
Peronospora belbahrii is the source of this 315-nucleotide messenger RNA. Lineage: Eukaryota; Oomycota; Peronosporomycetes; Peronosporales; Peronosporaceae. The record is from the annotation of a GenBank genome assembly.